Malania oleifera is the source of this 1568-nucleotide messenger RNA. Its product is annotated as general transcription and DNA repair factor IIH subunit TFB4. Bases 86 to 1135 code for a protein of 349 amino acids. Gene Ontology annotation, cellular component: transcription factor TFIIH holo complex; transcription factor TFIIH core complex. Gene Ontology annotation, biological process: regulation of DNA-templated transcription; nucleotide-excision repair. The transcript has 12 exons. Lineage: Eukaryota; Viridiplantae; Streptophyta; Magnoliopsida; Santalales; Ximeniaceae. The record is from RefSeq and is a predicted model, not a curated record.
GGAAAAAACUCCCAGCUUUCCCCAUUCCUUGUUUAAGAAGGCCAAAUUCAAAAUACAUCAGCCUGCAGACCUUGAAACGAGGGCCAUGGCGUCGGUCCCUUCCAAGCUCUAUUCAGAUGACGUUAGUCUCCUCAUGGUCUUGCUCGACACCAAUCCUUUCUUCUGGAGUUCACCUAACACUUCUCUCUCUUUCUCCAACUUUCUCUCUAAUGUUCUGUCGUUUCUUAAUUCAAUUCUCCUCCUCAACCAGUUCAACCAGGUGGUUGUAAUCGCCACCGGGGUAAAUUCUUGCGGCUGCAUAUAUGAUUCAUCUUCGGCCUUGGCCACUGAUCAGAGUUCGGAAAAUGGACGAAUGCCUGCUCUUUGUUCCAAAUUAUUACAGAAAUUGGAGGAAUUUGUGAUUAGGGAUGAGCAAUUGAACAAGGAAGAUUCAGUUGACGGGACUUGUUCUUCGCUUAUGUCUGGGUCUUUGUCGAUGGCUCUCUGUUAUAUACAAAGAGUGUUUCGGUCAGGGCCGCUUCAUCCCCAACCUCGAAUUUUAUGCUUGCAGUGUUCCCCAGACGGCCCUGAACAAUACGUUGCAGUUAUGAAUGCAAUAUUCUCAGCGCAGCGUUCCAUGGUCCCUAUAGACUCUUGUGUUAUAGGCGCCCAGCAUUCUGCCUUUUUGCAACAGGCUUCGUACAUAACAGGUGGUGUGUAUUUAAAGCCCCAGCUAUUGGAUGGCCUGUUUCAAUAUCUCACGACUGUAUUUGCAACUGAUUUGCACUCUCGCAGAUUUUUACAACUUCCAAGGCCUGUAGGGGUGGAUUUCCGUGCCUCGUGUUUCUGCCAUAAAAAUACAAUUGACAUGGGCUACAUAUGCUCUGUUUGCUUGUCUAUAUUCUGUAAGCAUCACAAGAAAUGUUCAACCUGUGGGGUUUGGAAGGAGUCGAGAUGGGUUAGCAUUGUGGACGUGUGCAUUGUUUGCUGUCUUGUCGGUAUUUGGCUGGAGAGGAAUGCUCGUAUCUUCACGGGUCAACCUUUGGUCAGGCCCAAUCUUCGGCAGCAGAUAAGAAGAGAAAAACCCCAGAAACAUAAUCUUAAUUUAAGAGUAUGGUGUUUUCCAGUUGUGUUUCUUCUCUUAUUUACUUUGUAGGACAAGCCUUCUAUUUUUGUCACUAUAUAAAGAUGCUCAUCUGGUUCGAAUUUUCUACUCCCCAUUUUUAUCUUCUUGGAACAUGAGCUCUUGGGAAGUGGAAAAUUCUGCUAUUUUACAGAAGGGGUAGAUGAACUGAUGGUUAAAGAACUUUUGCAAGCAUCAUUUUGUUGACAUGGUUUCCACCUGGACUGAACAUAAAAUGACCUUUUUGGAUUUUAUUUUUUUUUUAAUUUCCUAUAGAUCUCCCCUUGUUCUCCUUCCUGACACGCUGAAACUUUGUUAAGAGUCAGUGUUCAUGCUGCUCUGCUUAUUGGUACAAAUUGCACCGACUGGAAACAACUGUGGUUAUGAGUAGCUGCUUGUAGACUAGAAGGUGCAAUUUCGUGAAAUCCUGGGAUUGAUUUUAAAUGGAUUUGGGCUAAUUUAAUGA